This is a messenger RNA of Lacerta agilis (Sand lizard), 1332 nucleotides long. RefSeq names its product chromosome 5 C2orf72 homolog (gene C5H2orf72). The record is from RefSeq and is a predicted model, not a curated record. Lineage: Eukaryota; Metazoa; Chordata; Lepidosauria; Squamata; Lacertidae. The transcript is spliced from 3 exons. The coding region runs from base 1 to 870 and encodes 289 amino acids.
AUGGAUCCCCCGCUGCUGCUGCAUCUGCGCGAGUUCCAGGCGCUGGUGGAUCGCGCGGGCGGCCGGGCGCGGCUGCUGCUGGUGGGCGAGGCGCGCGAGGGGGACCCGGCGCCGCCGCGGCUGCUGCUGGAGACCUUCGCCCGGGACCUCUUCGCCGAGCCGGAGCCGCGCAAGGAGGAGGUGGCGGCGGCGGCGGCGAGGGCGCAGCAUCCGGAUCCUCCCGGAGGGGCGCGCAGGGUCCGCGUGCGCGUCGGCGGCAGAGGCUCGGCGGCGGCGGCGGCGGCGCGCUCGGUCCCGCCGUGCGCGCUGCUCUUCGUGCUCUUCCGCGAGGCGUCGCUCGCGCCUCCGCUGCCGCCGCCGCGCGCGCGCCGGGAGCGGCUCCGCCUGCGCGAGAUCCUCCGCGACGUGCGCAGCCAGCUGCCCUCGGCGGCGCUCCCGGGCGUGGUGGGCGUGGUGGUGCUGGGGAGCGGGCGGCCCGGAGAAGGCGAAGGCGCCCGGCUGCAGCUCGACGCGCUGCUCCGGCAAGUCUUCCGGCGGAGGCGCCCGGCGGAGCUCGACACCCUGCAAGCCGCCCCCUACAGCCCCGGCGCCGGACAGGGGGCCGCCGAAGCCCGCGCCGCCGCCUGCCGGGCGCUGAGAGCCGCCCUGAAGCUCCGAGCAGACGGGGCGGAAGCCGAGAAGCAGAGGAUCCCAGCCUUCCUGCAGUGCAUCCCCUGGGCCCGAAGGAGUCGGCGGAAGGAAGGGAAUUCGGACGCAGCACCCAGCAACUUCAGCGAAGAUGCCUUGCAAGACCCAGAGGAAGGUGUAUCUUUGACCAGCCUGGAGCCCAACGGGAACUGUGAAGAGGCCUGUGGAAUCACAGCCACUUAAGAAGUCCGGGAGGAACCUUCUCUUUUGCUGCUAUAUCGGACUGAAGGAACUGUCCUUUAUUUGCCUUGUAGGAAAAGCAUGAAGGGCACAUUUUUGGGGGGGGGGAAGCAUCUGUUGGCUCUUUUAAAGGAGCUACUUUGCCUUUGUGCGACCCCAAGAAACUUCGUAGCAGAAGUCCAGAAGCAGCUUUGCUUAGUGUCAGCCAAGUGAAGAUGGGUGACCUCCUCAGCCUCAAGAAUUUCAUAGGAACUACAUCAAAUCCUUGAGCUUCCCACUCAAAAGGCUGUGUCCUUUUUCAUGGAAAGUGGCGGGCAUUGUCCUCUAGUCAGUGAGCAUAUUACCGACUGUGGCUUCUCAUUUUUGGGGUAAUUGUUUUAAUUGCCUUAUUUAGGCAAUAACUACCUUCAAAUGUGAAAUGUAUGGUGAGGAAGUAUUUAUGGCCUGAGAAUUUAUUAUGCUUGG